CACGCUUAAGUGCUAUUAAUUUAAACAAUGCUAGCUCCCUCGGAAAAGCCCUCGUAUAAACAUGUUUAAGACACUUAGCACACACUACACUGUGGUAAACAAAAAUUUAUACGUUAGCCGGCUCUUACUAACCCUAACAGCUGACGUCAGUUUGUCAUAGCAACGCCACUCCCUUACGUAGGACGACAACAAAGCAGCAAAUGCACACUGACAGUGGACGAAAAUGAAAUUUUUCACUUGAGCUACUCUCUGUCAAUUUCCAACAGCUGUAUUAGUUCUCAACGAGUUGGACAAAGUCGCUGGACGUAAUGUCACUCUUCAAUGUCUGCAACUGGUGGCACACACAGUGUUCCGACCUUGAGGAGAACUACGAUGUGGCUAGUUUGCUGUGUGCACGCUUUGGACUCGAUGAGAAUGAAAAGGAUUAUGUUGUGGUCGGUUCGCAUAGUGGUAAUUUAAGUAUUUUCUAUCCACGUCUCGAACAAAAUCGUCGCAUAGAAGAUGGCAAUGCUUUUCGUCCGACCGAUUUGUUAUUGGAAGUGAAUCUAAAAUUACCCAUACUGGGUAUAUAUGCAGGACGUUUUAGUGGUGGUCAAUUCGCUGAUGAGCGACAUAACCAACUCGCUGUGCUGCAUCCACGUUCCGUUGCCAUCUAUAAGCUCAACUCCAUUGGUGGCGUGGCUGAGCAUGGCUCACAGUUGCGUCUGCAGUCUUUGGCCGACUAUAAGCUGAAACGUGGCGCUUUGGCUUUAACUAAGGGUUCAUUCGGGCGGGUUAAGGGUCGCGAAUUCUUUUGCAUUACACACUUGGAUGGCACUUUGACGUUUCACGAGCAGGAUGGCAUUUUGUAUGAAUGUCAAUUGCCGGGUAAUCGGGCUCUCCCCGUACCGGUUGUUUAUUGUGAGCGCACAGAUAGUUUCCUUCGCUUCACCGCCGGUUGGAAUCUGGAGUGUUUUACCUAUCAGGAUCUUUCGCACUCGUCGCUCAAUCGUUCGGAGUUUAAGCCUUCAUGGUCGGUUUGUAUUGGUGAAGGUAUUGUCGAUAUUUGUGUCGUGCAGACGAAGUCCACUUCCGCUUCGAUUAUGAUUUUGGGUGAGCGCAACUUUAUUAGUCUUACCGAUGAUGGUGUCGUGGAUUUUAUACUAAAAUUGGACUUCACGCCAAGAUGCUUUUAUUCCUUCGUUAUCGGCUAUUACUGGGAACCCGGUGCACGUUUAAUAACUGCAAUAGCUUCGGCCACGGGCAAACUCUUCAUCUAUGAAGGAGCUAACAUCAUAUGGGCUGCGCAAUACAAAGAUGAUCCGCCGGUAGCAAUACAACGUUCCAACUUAAACGGCUUAGCCGGCGGUAUCGUAGCACUCGGUACGACGGGACAACUGCGCAUAGGCUAUUUGGGCUCCGAACCUUUUGUCUUCAAAGUACCGCCAGUCAAUAUGGAAGAUCUUAGCUUUACAGAAGCACAUAAAGAGUUGCAACAAUUGGAGGAGGAGAUCAAAGCCGCUGUGGAUGUAUCGGAUUUGGAAGAUAUCGACAAACGCGCUGCUGAAGAUGUGCGCAUACAAUUCACCAUUAAUGCGGAGACCAAGGAAGAUGCUGGUGAUGUACUGCUAUUAGAUGUGCCAGCACAUGUCGCGGUAAAAGAAUUGCCCGCCGGCACGGGAGUAUUGAAAUUGCGCUGUAAGAUUGAAUUGGCUGAGCUGCAAGUCAUCUUCAAUACAGCCGAAGGUGUACGCUGCAGUCAGGAUACGCUCACCUAUGUGGAUAUGACGGCAGGGCAAGUGGAGACGUUGCAGUUUGACUUCUAUGUGGAUGAUCUCUUGCAUGUGCAUACGACACGAGUUGAUGUGAUUGUCUCGUUCAUAAGCGUUAAAGGCAUACCACGCGUUUUACAACAGUCCGCAUAUCUACCGUUAAGCAUGUUCUACAAGACGCGCCAACCACAGAAGACAGCAAGCAUAAAACUAACCUAUAAUAUUACGUCCAAAACCUUAACGCCGAAAUUGUCUACAUUCUUUCCCGAAUUUGUUGCCUCGGAAAGCGAAUCACAAGCGCUGGGUCUACUAUUACUUUGUCCUGGCGACGAGAAAUGUGAAGAGGUUGUGACUAUUGUGCUGGCAAAAAACUCAAAUCGACUGAGAAUACAAUCCGAUACCUUAGAGACAUUUCCAAUGAUUUUGGAACGCAUCAUGAAGGUUGCCUUGGAUCAUGCCUCGGAGACUUCAUUGGGCUUGAAAGGAAAGCGUACCAAAAAUGCCAUUAAUCCAAAGGUGAAAACUCUCAUGGCAAAUCCAGUGCUGCCCAUUCAUGCAAUUUUACACAAAGUCGAUCUACAUCGGGAAACCCAAGAGAACAUACAUAAACAGACGCUUGAACUGGAUACUCUGUUGGAGCAAUUUAAGAAUCUUCAACGUAAACUUCAAGAUCAUUCGGAGGAUGAGUCUAAGGAGACUUUGGUUAUGCAAGUUGAGGAAAAUUAUGAUCAUCUCAUUGCGGAGGGUGAUAAAUUAAUGGAAAUAAGAAAGUUGGAAAAGAUACAACGUUGCGAUCUCACUUGUGCAAUCUCUGUAGCCACCUCACUUAUUGGCGCUCUGCACAUGGAGGAGAAGCUGGUGAACGUUAUUUGUGGGGUGCUAUGCACGCCAAUUGAGGAUUGGAUUGAGUUGAGUUGGGAGGAGUCCAUGUCGCCCGGCAUUGAUAUGCUCUACCACUAUGGUCCACUCAAUCGCGUCCGGAAUAGUGAGGGCGUGAAUGCAAUCGAAACGAAUGUGACACAUGAAAAUUUCGAUUAUAAUCGUUUUCGGCGACACACACUCUCCAUACUCGAACGCAUACAACGUAUUGCCGCCACGGAGGUGGGUGGCGAAGAAACAGAGGAGAAUAACCAAAAAACGGUAGGUGAGAGCGACUCAGAGAAAACAGUGGAUAUUAGUGGACUCAGUGAGUUGUUGGAAGUUUUGCCCAACGAACAGAGAUCCAAGGUACAUAUGGUGCGUCGUAGUACGCUCGAAGCGGUGGAGGAUGACGAGGAAGAGGAUGAGGAUGAUUUGCGUAAGGUUGGCUUUAAGAAAGAGUAUGGCAGUCAACAAAAUAGAUCGGGUGAGAAUUCCGAGUGGGUGAAUGAAAAUUAUGAGUUGCCAACAUCGGAGGAAUUAUUCAGUGAUUUGGGUAUUUGGUGGUAGGCGAGGAAGAGUUCUUGCUAAUAUAUACUUAAGCACAUAAAUAUUUGUUGUUGAUAUUAAACAGAAAUCGUAACGAAACUUACGAUAAAUAAUAAAUC
Molecule: messenger RNA, 3277 nt
Organism: Ceratitis capitata (Mediterranean fruit fly)
Lineage: Eukaryota; Metazoa; Arthropoda; Insecta; Diptera; Tephritidae
Gene: BBS9
Product: protein PTHB1
Exons: 10
Coding region: 309-3179 (956 amino acids)
Biological process (GO): cilium assembly
Cellular component (GO): membrane; BBSome
Source: RefSeq, a predicted model, not a curated record